AUAAUUCGUUUUAGGCCAUCGCCAAAGAAACCGUUACCAGCGUGGUCUAUUUUUAAUAAAAAUAAAUUGCCGAAAAACGGAAUUAAUAAUAGCGAAAAAAACCAGCGAAAACCUGACAACCGAAUUAAAGCUAAAAAACCCAAAAUCAAUUACAAAAUCGAAAAAUUCGACCUUAUAUUUUUAAUGCGAAUUAUUGGGUUUACCACGGGAUCGCGCGAAACCCCGUCCUUACUUUACAAAUCCCACCGGUAA
Messenger RNA from Pyricularia pennisetigena, 252 nucleotides. RefSeq lists its product as uncharacterized. The annotation marks the transcript as partial. The transcript has a single exon. Lineage: Eukaryota; Fungi; Ascomycota; Sordariomycetes; Magnaporthales; Pyriculariaceae. The record is from RefSeq and is a predicted model, not a curated record.